UAAGACCCUGAUGGUGUAAACCUAGUGCUGCAUCCUAGAAGCCCUUACUGUAUACUUUUAGGUCUGGAUUUGGAGACAUUCCUUGCCAGAACAGCCGUGCGAGCUGACGGGAGGGGCGGGACAGAGGGCUACCGAACAAUCGGAAAGUAGCAGCCUGAGGUACUACCAGACUUCCUUGCUUUGGAGGUGUACAUCGGUCAAACUCGACUACAAGCUUUUAGUUGAAUGGGUCAACCCUGCUGUGCAUCCUUUAAAUGUUAUUUUUAGCGCGCCAUCCAUAGCUAAUCCUAUUUUCCAGUUAAAUCUAAUGCUUCAGACUGGCAAGUAAACAAGGACAAACUGAAUGUGUAACUGUUUAGGGGAGACUCAAGGAAAGAUAAAACAGCGGGACAUGAUGACUGAGAAAGAAUCGGCAACAGACAAGAUAAUAGCAGAUGCAAUGGCAACUCCCUCUCCAGCAAAGAGCAUGGGUGACCCUGGCAUCACCCCACUGUCACCCUCCCACAUUCAGCAAAAUGACACGGACUCGAAUGCCCACACGGGACCUUCGUUCAUCGUGGUGGUUGCCAUCGACUUUGGCACCACUUCCAGCGGCUAUGCUUACGCCUUCACUAAGGAGCCAGAAUGCAUUCACACCAUGAGACGCUGGGAGGGCGGCGACCCCGGAGUGUCCAAUCAGAAGACGCCUACCACCAUCCUCCUGACCCCGGACAGGAAGUUCCAUAGUUUUGGCUAUGCAGCACGUGACUUCUACCACGACCUGGACCCUACCGAGUCCAGGCACUGGCUCUACCUGGAGAAGUUCAAAAUGAAACUCCAUACAACAGCGAAUCUCUCCAUCGACACAGAACUCCAUGCAGCCAAUGGGAAGAGAGUUAAAGCUAUUGAUAUUUUUGCAUAUGCUCUGGCGUUCUUCAAGGAGCAAGCACUAAAGGAGUUGAGUGACCAGGCGGGUGCAGAGUUUGACAAUGCAGACAUCAGAUGGGUCAUCACAGUGCCAGCCAUCUGGAAAAUGCCAGCCAAACAGUUCAUGAGGGAGGCAGCCUACAAGGCUGGUCUGGUUCCCCGUGACAACCCAGAGCAGCUGAUAAUUGCCCUUGAGCCUGAGGCAGCCUCCAUCUACUGCCGCAAGCUCCGCCUCCACCAGAUGAUUGACAUUGGCACCAAGACCAACCAGAACGGUUUCAGCCCCACUGAGAAUGUAGGGGCAGGGAUGACACAGGCCAAGGAGCAUGUCCGGAGCAAACGGCAGAGCCGCACCUUUUUGGUGGAAAAUGUCAUAGGGGAGCUUUGGUCGGAGCUGGAAGAAGGUGACCGCUAUGUAGUGGUUGACUGUGGUGGCGGAACGGUUGACCUCACGGUCCACCAGAUACGGCUCCCUGAGGGACAUCUCAAGGAGCUCUAUAAGGCCUCAGGCGGUCCUUAUGGCUCCAUUGGUAUUGACUAUGAGUUUGAGAAGCUCCUGUGUAAGAUCUUCGGGCCCGACUUCAUCGACCAGUUUAAGAUCAAGCGGCCGGCUGCCUGGGUGGAUCUGAUGAUCGCGUUUGAGUCCCGGAAACGGGCAGCGGCCCCGGACAGGACCAACCCCCUGAAUAUCAACCUGCCCUUCUCCUUCAUCGACUACUACAAGAAGUUCAGAGGUCACAGUGUGGAGCACGCCCUGCGCAAGAGCAAUGUGGACUUUGUGAAGUGGUCCUCCCAGGGCAUGCUGAGAAUGAACCCUGAUGCCAUGAACGCCCUCUUCAAGCCCACCAUAGACCACAUCAUUCAGCACCUCACCGAUCUCUUUGAGAAGCCGGAGGUGUCUGACAUCAAGUUCCUGUUCCUAGUGGGCGGCUUUGCUGAGUCGCCCCUGCUGCAGCAGGCGGUGCAGAACAUGCUGCAAGGACGCAGCCGCAUCAUCAUCCCCCACGACGUGGGCCUCACCAUCCUCAAGGGGGCCGUUCUCUUCGGCCUGGACCCCAGCGUCAUCAAGGUGCGCCGCUCGCCCCUCACCUACGGCGUGGGCGUCCUCAACCGCUACGUGGAGGGCAAGCACCCGCCCGACAAGAUGCUGGUGAAGGACGGCACGCGCUGGUGCACCGAUGUCUUCGACACCUUCAUCACUUGCGAUCAGUCCGUGGCCCUGGGCGAGACGGUGAAACGCAGCUACACGCCCGCCAAGCCCAGCCAGCAGGUCAUCGUCAUCCACAUCUACUGCUCGGAGAAGGAACGCGUGGGCUUCAUCAGCGAGCCGGGUGUGAGGAAGUGCGGCACCCUGCGGCUGGAUGUGACCGGUACGGAGAGCACCGUCGUGCGCCGUGAGAUCCAGACGCUCAUGCAGUUUGGGGACACGGAGAUCCGAGCCAUGGCGGUGGACGUAGCCACUUCGCGUACCGUCAAGGCUAGCAUCGACUUCCUCAGUCAGUAAAUAGGGUGAUAUGGAGAAAUAAGGUCAAAGGGUCAUAGGAAGUGAAACCUCCAGCAGCACACACACAAUGAGCCAGGGAACAGUGGCAAGAAUGUAGCAGUAUAUUGAUCUUUGGGCCUUUUCAGAUUAGCAUGAGUGCUAGUUUGUUUCUGCUUUAGCUGACUCCUUGGUCAGAAACAAACUAGCAUUCAGGUUUUAUCCCUGUGUACCAUCUGUGUGUGUAUCUAGUCUUAAGUGCAGGCUAUAUUGAUGUGCUCUGCUCUAGAGAUGUUUAGAUUGGAGUAUGUACAGAGAUACAACACAGAUUUGUACUGUAGUCAUAUAUUGCUAUUGAUACGUACAGCCUUGUUUCAGGUCCAUUGUGUGUUAUCUGUGGUUGUGUGCUGUAGCUGUGUUAGGUCAUGGUAGGUGGGUACUGUAGUAACUCCUAUCUUGCAGCUCUUACAGCUACAACACUAUGCUAUGACACAAUGCUCCACAAACCUAUGUCCUCUCCAACCCUCGCUCAUGGGACCAAAUUUUCACAACUGCUAUGACCAUUAGGCAUUUAAAACCAAACUCCUGGGGUUUCCUUGAACAACAGUUAGAAACUAUCAUUCAGAUGCUUAUCCUACUCAUCAGACCAGAGUUUUAUUGAGUCGGGGUUGGAGAGCACCUGAGAUGAGGGAAGGCAGUGGUUCUCCAACAAGAACACUCCACUUGAUCAGUUAAACUUCACUGGAUAGCUUUCAAAUCUGUAUUUAUCUCCACCAUCUCCUGUGGUUAGGCAUGAGAUACCAUAGAAAGGAGUUAUAUUACCUUAUGAAAACAAACUUGGUGCAUUAGCUUUUAAAAUACAUUUGAAGUCAUGGAAACUCAGUUCAUUUUUGGUCAAAUGUAAGCAGACGGUCUCCUAUCCUGUCAACAAUAUCUGUUUAAGGCAAAGGUUGGCUUCUAAAUGUGGCUUAUUCAGCACUGCAAACAAAUCUAUGUGUUAGAAAUAUAGAGAGACUAACAACUAGCUGUUUAGACGUCAGGCUUGAUUGUCGAGACGUUCUAUCAUUUCUUACAAACAACGUAAAAAUCCACCUCACUGUUUAACAUGUUGCGCUGAUCCACAACAAAAUAUAAAUCCGAGAAUGUGAAAAGUGGCAGAGUUGACAAUGCUGCUAGCUGAACCGGCAAACUGAUUUGAAUAUAGCCAUUGCAAUGUGCUUUGUGGUUGCCUUCAUUUGUUAUGCUUAUGAGACGACCGAGGACAAAAAAACACUGAAUUUCCUUUUUGAAUAUCUGAAAUUCAGGAGAUUGUGUAGGCCGUUGAAAAGGAAAGAUGAAAUUGAAAAUAUGUUUAUUUCUGUAAAUACAGUAUUUAAAUAUUGUACAGAUUUUUAGCGUUAUUAUUUUAGCAGCUUUAGAACAGAGAGUAUGUAUGCUUUCACACAGACACCUUUUCCCACUAUUCUCACCAGCCAUAGCAUGCGAGUCGAGGCAAAAUUUUAAUGCCGCAUUCAUUGACAAUGAGUGAAAGUGAGCAUCGAAAGAGACCUUGAUUACCUUUGUCCUUAAAACAUGAGUGGUUAUUGUUAUGGAACAUGGAGUUUCUCUGGGUUGGGCAAAUAUUUGUGUUGGCUUUGUAACUGUCAAUUUGUGUUUAGUUAAAAUGUUUACAAUAAAAUGACAAUUGGCUUUUGAAAA
Messenger RNA from Salvelinus fontinalis (brook trout), 4084 nucleotides. RefSeq names its product heat shock 70 kDa protein 12A-like. The record is from RefSeq and is a predicted model, not a curated record. Bases 344 to 2410 code for a protein of 688 amino acids. Lineage: Eukaryota; Metazoa; Chordata; Actinopteri; Salmoniformes; Salmonidae. The transcript has 12 exons.